This is a messenger RNA of Chrysoperla carnea, 1400 nucleotides long. RefSeq names its product acyl-CoA Delta-9 desaturase-like. Gene Ontology annotation, cellular component: endoplasmic reticulum membrane. The transcript has 5 exons. The record is from RefSeq and is a predicted model, not a curated record. Gene Ontology annotation, molecular function: iron ion binding; stearoyl-CoA 9-desaturase activity. Bases 81 to 1229 code for a protein of 382 amino acids. Gene Ontology annotation, biological process: unsaturated fatty acid biosynthetic process. NCBI's taxonomy places the organism in Eukaryota, Metazoa, Arthropoda, Insecta, Neuroptera, Chrysopidae.
UUGUUAAUAAAAUGAUUGUGUGAAUUAUUUUUUUGAUUAUUAAGUAAUAAUUUAUUUAAUCAUUUUUUUAACCCAAUGUUAUGGAAAUAACCAGCGUUUUCGGUGAUUAUAAAAUCAAAUUAAUCACACGUUGGGGGAGAUAUCCAUUAUCAAAAAUGGCUCCAAAUAUUACCAGCGCACCCACAGGCGUUCUUCAUGAAGAAGAUGAAGAAAUCAUUGAUACCAUUGGAAAUGAUUCCAAAAAAUUAUCAUCACAAGUACCAGAGAAACGGGAAUUGAAAUUAGUAUGGCGAAAUAUACUUUUAUUUGUAUAUUUACAUGCUGCGGCCGUGUGGGGAAUGUACUUAAUGCUCACAUCAGCAAAAUUGGCAACAGUCGCAUUUGCCAUCAUCUUAUAUCAAAUGGGAGGAUUAGGUAUAACUGCCGGCGCACACAGAUUAUGGGCACAUCGUGCAUAUAAAGCAAACUGGGCUCUACGUGUUCUGCUAACUAUUUUUAACACAAUAGCUUUCCAGAAUCAUGUUAUUGAAUGGGCAAGAGAUCAUCGUGUACAUCAUAAAUACAGUGAAACUGACGCUGAUCCACAUAAUGCAACUCGUGGUUUCUUCUUUGCACAUGUUGGAUGGUUAUUAUGCCGUAAACAUCCAGAAGUUAAAAACAAGGGAAAAGGAAUUGAUGUUUCUGAUCUAGAAGCAGAUCCAAUUUUGAGAUUCCAAAGAAAAUACUAUUUAAUUUUGAUGCCAAUCUUCUGCUUCUUACUUCCCACUACAAUUCCCGUAUACUGUUGGGGAGAAUCCUGGGGUAAUGCAUGGUUUGUAUGUGCAUUAUUCCGUUAUGCUUUCACAUUAAAUGCAACAUGGUUAGUCAACAGUGCAGCUCAUUUAUGGGGAAAUAAACCAUACGACAGAUUUAUUAACCCAGCUGAAAACUUAGGAGUUGCUAUUGCUGCAAUGGGUGAAGGAUGGCAUAAUUAUCAUCACACAUUCCCAUGGGAUUACAAAACAGCUGAAUUAGGUAACUACAGAGCAAAUUUCACAACAGCAUUCAUUGAUUUCAUGUCAAAAAUUGGAUGGGCAUAUGAACUAAAAACUGUAUCACAUGAAAUGAUUCAAAAGCGUGUGGAACGUACUGGUGAUGGUACCCAUGAAUUAUGGGGUUGGGGUGAUAAAGAUCAAUCAGAACAAGAGCGAAAUGAAGCAACGAUAUUAAGGCGUGCCAAAUCUAGUUAGAUAAAUUAAAACACAAAAGAAAAAAUUAGAUAAAUAACUAAAUAUUUGUCUUGUUUUUAAUUUUGAAUAUUAGACUGUUUUUGCUUCCACCCAGGGUAUUAUAUUAUAAUAUUAGAAUUAUAAAUUGGAAACAACAAAUUAAACAAACCCUCCAAUAUUAUAUAAUAUUAC